Sipha flava (yellow sugarcane aphid) is the source of this 4876-nucleotide messenger RNA. RefSeq names its product protein mahjong (gene mahj). The record is from RefSeq and is a predicted model, not a curated record. Gene Ontology annotation, cellular component: nucleus; Cul4-RING E3 ubiquitin ligase complex. Bases 243 to 4700 code for a protein of 1485 amino acids. Lineage: Eukaryota; Metazoa; Arthropoda; Insecta; Hemiptera; Aphididae. The transcript is spliced from 27 exons. Gene Ontology annotation, biological process: protein ubiquitination. Gene Ontology annotation, molecular function: protein binding.
ACCGCGCACAGGCACGAGCGUGUUGUCGUCGCACUUGCGUUGUUGCGCGUUUGCGUCAGUCGUUUCUGCUCGUUGUCUGCUGACGCGCUCUCUCUCGCCGUUUUCGCCGUUCCCGCGCAAGCUCUCGAACACACCGUUACCGAUUGACCGGCGCACGAACGCCCGGACCGCCGUCGUCGGCGCAACGACGAGUUGUAAAAUAUUAUAUACGCUGGGCUCGACACGUUUCUUCAUCGUCGACCAUGGAACAGCAACAGUCUGUCAACGAAUUGAACAACUUGCUCCGGAGUUGGGACGAGGAAUCGACAAAUGUCGGCUACAACCCCAUACCAACGUUGACCAGGCUGUGUGAAAUUUUUGAAUUAGAAUCAAAAAAUUAUAUCAAAAAAGAUCCAGAUCCUUUUGAUGAUCGCCAUCCUUCAAGAAUAGAUCCAACCUGUGCACUGGGCCAGAUGUACAAGAUUUUAUUCCGUAAAGACGAAUUAAUGACUACAUUAGUAACUGAUUAUCUAAAAGACGGUCAGUUGCAAAGACGAACCAAAGACUGUUUAGAUCUUAAUGUUGCUGCAAGCAGACUUGUUAUAAAUCUUAUACCUGGUUUGGAAACAACUGUUGUUUUUGAAAGUCCUUCAAAUGAGUCGCUUGUUCCAAGACUAUUCAAAUGGGCAGAGAACAGUCCAGAACCUUUGCAAACUUAUGCAACUGGUUUAUUAGCUGCAGCUAUGGAGAUAAAUGAUAUAGCUGCUAAUUUCAAAGAUGAUAAUAAAAGACUUGUUCCGAUGAUAUUGGAUCGUAUUCACUUAUACUAUGCACAGUUAUGUAAUGAAAAUAAACCUAUUAUUCCCAGUACAGAACCAUCUUCAUCUUUAAAUAAUCCUAAUGAUUGUUCUAAAAAUGAUUCUAUUCCAAUAUCACCUGAUAAUUCACGUCCCCAACAUAUAAGUAAAUUUGCGCAACUAGUUCUAAGUAAUAAAUUGAAUGACCAAAAUUUAACUCGUGAAGAACGGAGAAAAUUGCUAACAAACGUUAUUAUUGAAGAUCAUAAAGCUUGUAAUGGAGAAGUGCAAUAUUGUGUAGAUUUGACUGGUGAUGACGAACCAAUAGAUAGUGCAGCUAGUGCAGCUAGUGCAGCUUGUGAUGAUAGUAAUUCGUCUUGCAUGAUUAUCGAGUCUAAAUCAAACUGGGUACAAGUAUAUCCUGUAACUUUAACCACAAAAUUAGUUUAUUGUUUCAAAUACCUAAUUCCAACUGGAGAAUACCAAGAAUUUUUAACUCAUGCAUAUGAAAAAAAUUCUUUGCGCUUGGUCAUGAAAAUAAUCAGUGCAUCAGAAAAGUUAAACGGUUAUUUAACUUUUGAAGCACUAAAAUAUUUGUCUGCUCUAUUAUGUCAUAAAAAAUUUGCGACUGAAUUUAUUGCUUCACAAGGAUUACAGAAACUACUUCUUAUUCCUAAGCCCAGCAUUGCAUCCACUGGUGUUUCAAUUUGCUUUUAUUAUUUGUCAUAUUGUGAGGAAGCUAUGGAAAGAAUUUGCCUUUUACCUGAACAUGUCCUUGUUGAUCUUGUUAAGUAUGCACUUUGGAUGUUAGAGUGUUCUCACGAUUCAAGUAGAUGUCAUGCAACUAUGUUUUUCAGUUAUAGUUUUCAUUUUAGAGUUAUUCAAGAAAUUUUUGAUAACCAUGAUGGAUUACGUAAACUUGUUAAUGUGAUCAGUACUUUGCCUCUUCUUUCAUCUGAAGAUCCAACAUAUAAUGUGAUAAGUGAAGAUGCUGAAUGUUCAGCCAGACAAAUAAUUCGUCAUGUAUGUGCUGGUUUGAAACAUUACUUUGAAGCUCAUUUACAUAUAAAAGCCCAGCAAAUACGUAGAGCUAAAAUGAGAGAUUCUGGUCUUUUAAUGACAUCAUCAAUGGUUCAAAAUUUUUAUACUGUUCCCGGUUAUAAAUCCACUAAAAAAUCUCAAGCUGAGGUUCAUGAAGAGAUAGAAUUAUUAUUAAAUGCUGUGUCCAUGAAAAGUCAUUGGACACCUGUUGAUCAAUUAAUUAAAUUGGGUGGGUUAAAUUUACUGUUACAAAUCAUCAAUUUGGCUCAUGAAUGGAAUUUUUCUGGAAGAUGUGAAAUGAUUAAAAAUGCACUUGAGGUAUUAAACAUAUGUGCUGUAUUACCAAAAGUCCAAUUGGCAUUAUGUGAACCAACAAUAAAUAUUCAAGGCAAUAAUCCUAGUGAUUCUUCUAUAUUAGAAGAUGAUCCACAAGCUGAAAAUGAUAAUGUUGGUUUAAAUAUAAUCAUUAAAGCUGCUGAAGGAGAACUUUUAGAUGCUGAAAUCCAAAAAGCUGCAUUAUCUGUCAUUAUAACUUGUGUUUGUGCUCCAAUUCAUAGGGAAGGAGGGAGCAUAGCAUACUAUUCAGCUCAUGGAUCUGCUAAGAAACGAAUGCAUAAAACUAAUGAUGAUGGUGUAAUUGAAAAAAUUUGGGAUUGCAUUAGGAAUAAUAAUGGAAUUAUGGUUUUACUAACAUUAAUGACUCUUAAAACUCCAAUCACUGAUGUUGACGCUAUAAGAGGUUUAGCUAGUCGAGCAUUAGCAGGAUUAGCUCGCAGUGAAUCCGUUCGUCAAAUUAUUAGCAAAUUACCCUUAUUUAAUAGUGGCCAGUUACAAAAUUUAGUGAAAAAUCCUGUAUUGCAAGAAAAGCGUCAAGAACAUGUAACAUUUCAGAAAUAUGCUUUAGAAUUAAUGGAAUUAGUUACUGGAAAAGCAAAACAUAAUGGUGCAGAAAUUGAAGCUUCAUUAGCAAAUAUAAAUCGGGCAAAUAUUGUUGCACAAACAAAAAUAAAUUUCAAUGAACAACAUUUGCUCCUUUUAAUACAUCAACAUUUAAUAGCGAAAGGAUAUACAGGUGCAGCAGACAAAUUAGUACAAGAAGCAAAUCUUAAUAUAACAGAAAAAAAGUCUGUCCCAUUUACAUAUGUUGCUCAUUGUCGUAAUCGGUCAAUUGGAGGAGGAAUAUCUCCAGCAUCUACUAGGUACACAAUUCAAAACCAAAAAUCUGAAAUAGCUAGUUCAUCUAAUGGUGUCUUAAAUGCUGGUUUUAACAUGCGAGGAGUAAAUUCAUCAUCUCCAAUACGUUUAAACGUUAAUAAGCGAACUGAAACCCGUCCAAAACCAGAACUAGAACCUGAAACUGAAUCACCUAUGUCAAAAUUAGUUCAUAAAAAAAUUGACCAAGAUAUACCAUUAUCAUCUGAUAACAACAGUAAUUCAACAGUUAGUCUGGAAUCUAUUAUUACCGAAUACUUAACAAAUCAACAUGCUUCAUGUAAACAUCCUAUGGUUACAUGUCCUCCUUUUAAUUUAUUUGUUCCACACAAAUGUCCUGAUCCUAAACCAAGGAGUGCAAUGUGUACAAACUUUGCUAUGCGAUUUUCCAAAAAUAUUCAUUCUAGAAAACUUGAUCAAAGACUCAUUCAUAGUCGUUUUUGUCCAACACUUAUGUUUCGCAUGGAUAACGAUGAUGAAGCAUAUUUUACCUGCUCUGAGUUCUUAAACCAAAAUCGUAUUGCUAUUGGAACAGAUGGAGGUGAAAUAAAAGUAUUCAAUUUAUUUACUUCACAAGAAGAACUAACAUUUUCAGCCCAUGAUGCAUAUGUUAGCCAUAUAGAAUGUAGCAAUGAUGAAAGAUUGAUGGUAUCUUCAGCUUCUUGGCGAGGAUCUUUAUCUAGUCUUUGGUCCAUAAAUAAUGAUACAAUCAAUUUAAGGUUCUCAUUGGAUCUCGAAGAGUACUGUACUUUUAGCAAAUAUGACCAAAGUAAACUACUUGGAACUAAAAAUGAAACAGCAACAAUUUAUGAUAUUGAAACCAGUAGAAAAUUGUUAGAAUUAGUUCCAAGACAUUCAAAUCGGUACAAUAGAAAUCGUGCAGUAUUUGAUGCUACUAAUGAAUUGGUGUUAUCUGAUGGUGUAUUAUGGGAUGCUACUUCUGGUAAAGAAAUUCAUAAGUUUGAUAAGUUGAAUCAAAAUAUUAGUGGAGAUUUUCAUCCAAAUGGACUAGAGAUUAUUUCAAACACAGAAGUGUGGGAUAUGCGUACAUUUCAGUUAUUACGCACAGUGUCUAGUCUUAAUCAAUGCGAUGUGAAGUUCUCUAGAACUGGAGACGGAAUGUAUGUGUAUGUUGCUGAUCAAGAAAGUGAUAAUGAUACUUCUCUCCAAACAUCCUUUAAAACAUUAGAUCCUCUUGACUAUUCAAAUAUUGCUACUGUUGAUGUGAAAAAGUUUAUAUACCAUAUGGCAUGUGAUAGUUAUGAUACUCAGAUAGCUAUUGUUGAAAAUCAAGGAAUGUAUGAAAAUAUUGAUGAGUCCAUUGUCCGAAUAUAUGAUGUUGGUAGAACUAGAAAUGAAGAUGAAACUUUGGAUGAUGAUGAAGAAGAAGAAGAUGAUGAUGACGUUGAUACUGAAGCUUCAGGAUCAGAUGACGAAAAUAUGUCUUUAGUAUUUCCAUCGUUAUUGGAAGAUAUGUUAAGUGGAGGCAUGGGCUACGAAAGAGAUCAUUUUUCAAGUGGUAGCAGUAAUAGCAGCAUUAGUAGCAGAAAUAGCAGUAGCUACAGUAGUGUACUUCAUGGUUCUCAUUCUCGUGCAGUAACUCCAUUAUCAGUAUCAUCUGAAACGAGUAAUGAUGCAAGUUAUGAUGCCAGUUAUGAUCCAGAAGUGUAGGUGAUUGAUUGUUAUUAAAUGCUAUUAAAUUUUACUGUUUUUUUUUUUUUUUUUAUAUAUAUAUAUAAUUCUAUGUGUAAUUACUAAUAAUUAAUAAUAAAUUAUUUACAAAUACCAAAAUGUUGUUGCUAUGUACUUUUGUAUUCCCGUGUUUUAAAUCAUUAUUUUCUAUUGUU